AUGCAGUUCACUACUGCAUCCAAAGCCCUCGUUGCAAUCCUCUACCUGUGCUGCCUAACUCCUCUGGCACACGCCCACAGCUGGGUAGAGGAACUCGACGUCGUCGCCGGUAAUGGGUCCUUUAUCGGCAAACCUGGCUACAUCCGUGGCCACGUCUCUCGAACGGACCAGGGUUUCAAUGAUGAUUUGAUGACCUACCGACUCCCUCCAACCGGACGAGCUGCAGACAUUGGGAUUAUUCCCAGCGACCACAUGUGCAUGCCGUCCCAGAGAGACCGACGGCAAGCAGAGGGCUGGCCUCGACUAGAGGCCCAACCGGGCGACAUCAUCGCCCUUUUGUACCGGGAGAAUGGGCAUGUCACCCUUCCUGACACCCAGCCUGGUAAACCAAAAAACCGCGGGACCGUAUACGUAUACGGCACCAACGAGCCCCGCCCGGAUGACAAAUUCCUAGGCAUCCACGGGGUAUGGAACAAGGACGGAACGGGUGGUGACAAACGAGGCAGGCUUAUCUCACGCCAAGACUUUGAUGAUGGGCGCUGUUACCAAAUUAAUGGUGACAAAAUCUCCAUGGCUCGACAACAAACGUAUCCACAUGUACCUGACAAGCUCAUGGGAGCAGACGUGGCGUGUCAACACGUCCUGGUACUACCUUCGGAUUUCGUCGUGCCUGGAACGCCUUCGUCGAUGUACUUUGUGUGGGACUGGCCAACUGCCCCUGGGGUAGAUCCCAACCUUCCCCGUGGAAAGACAGAGAUCUAUACCUCGUGUAUGGAUAUUGACAUCAUCGCGUCCCGAAAUGGGACAAACAGGGAACCCAACAUCCAUUACGUCGAUGGUCAGCCGCUGAAUCGUGCAGCCUUCUCCUCGCUGCUCGCCAAUCUCGGUCAGCCAGUGGACAAUGGCCCCUCCCAUGUUGACUCUGUCUCCUCCGAAGCCUCACCAUCUGUGUCAGACGUUGCUUCUCCCACCGCGGGAUCGAUCGUCCCCAUGUCACGUCGCUUUACCGCCUCUGCGACCUGGAAAACAAUAACAACGGGGAAAUACCAGCCGACAUACACUCCUUAA
Messenger RNA from Microsporum canis CBS 113480, 1068 nucleotides. RefSeq lists its product as hypothetical. The transcript has a single exon. Bases 1 to 1068 code for a protein of 355 amino acids. Lineage: Eukaryota; Fungi; Ascomycota; Eurotiomycetes; Onygenales; Arthrodermataceae. The record is from RefSeq and is a predicted model, not a curated record.